Messenger RNA from Candoia aspera, 708 nucleotides. It is a transcript of the gene RBP5, whose product is annotated as retinol binding protein 5. Gene Ontology annotation, molecular function: fatty acid binding. The transcript has 4 exons. Gene Ontology annotation, biological process: fatty acid transport. The record is from RefSeq and is a predicted model, not a curated record. Gene Ontology annotation, cellular component: cytosol; nucleus. The coding region runs from base 157 to 564 and encodes 135 amino acids. NCBI's taxonomy places the organism in Eukaryota, Metazoa, Chordata, Lepidosauria, Squamata, Candoiidae.
GAAAGAAAUCGGAGCGGCGGACAUAGUAACGCGCCGGGUGCGGGGCCCUCUUCAGCUGCCGCCGCCGCCGCUUCUCUUCCCCCCGUCCUUACUCUCUGGGAGCCUUUCUCCCGCUGCCGAUUUUCUUCCGUGCCUUCGUCGUCCUCUUGUGCUGUGAUGCCUCCCAAUCUCAGCGGCUAUUAUCGCUUCGUGUCUCAGGACAAUAUGGAGAACUAUCUCCGUGCCUUGGAUAUCAAUGUUGCUCUGAGGAAACUGGUUUGUCUCCUGAAGCCAGACAAAGAGAUCAUUCACACUGGUGACCAUAUGACUAUUCGCACCUUAACUUCUCUGCGGAACUACGUGAUGGACUUCGACCUUGGGGUUGAGUUUGAAGAGGAUCUGGGGCCAGUAGAUGGACGCAAGUGCCAGACAACGGUUUACUGGGAUGGAGAUCAGCUGGUGUGUGAACAGCGAGGAGAGAAAUCAAAUCGGGGCUGGAAGCACUGGCUAGAAGGAGAUAAACUACAUCUGCGCAUGACAGCAGAGAAUGAGGUUUGUGUCCAGGUUUUCCAGAAAGUGAAGUGACUUCAGAGAUCAUGCCUACCUGGUGUGACAUGCUAUCUUCUGGAUGGACCUGGCACUGGAGACCAAACCAGAUGCAGAAUCAAGCAAACUGUUCAUAUAUUUUCCUAACCUUUCAUCUUUGGAUUAAAACAAUACAGAUGACCA